CGGGCAGAUUCAUCAGUUGGGAUCUGUCAAAGCGCAAUGACGUUUCGUUGAAGACGGUGGCUGCCGUGCGGAUCGCGAAGUCUAACGUAUUGUUAAAACAUUAAUUGCUUUCGAUUCUUUGGCGCUUAAAUUUGCGUCGCGGUCGCCAUGGCGGACGACGAAAAUAAUUGUGAGGAUAGUGCUGGUGAUUAUAAGGCGGGGGAGGGUCUUCGAUUGCGGGGCCGCAAAGGUGCCCUGAAAAAGAAGAAUGUUUACCUCGUAAAAGAUCAUAAAUUUAUGCCGAGGUUCUUCAAGCAGCCGACGUUCUGCUCGCACUGCAAGGAUUUUAUAUGGGGCUUCGGCAAACAGGGCUUCCAGUGUCAAGUAUGCAGCUUCGUGGUGCACAAGCGAUGUCACGAGUACGUGACGUUUACGUGCCCCGGCGCGGACAAAGGUGCCGAUUCCGACGACACGCGCACACGUCACAAUUUCCGCGUGUGCACGUACUCGUCACCAACGUUCUGCGACCACUGCGGCUCGCUGCUCUACGGCCUUCUACACCAAGGCCUCAAGUGUCAAGCAUGCGACAUGAACGUGCACAAGCGGUGCGAGGAGUCUGUACCCAACCUGUGCGGCUGCGACCACACCGAACGCCGCGGCCGCAUUCAGCUCUCCGUUUCCUGCCACGGCAACAAACUGCAUGUAGAAGUGAAACAAGGCCGCAAUUUGAUCCCUAUGGACCCCAAUGGCCUCUCGGACCCUUACGUGAAGCUGAAGCUGAUCCCGGACUCGGACAACGUGAAGAAAAAGACAAAGACUAUCAGGAGCACCCUCAACCCCGUGUGGAACGAGACUCUUACAUUUGAUCUCAAACCAGAGGAUAAAGAUCGUCGUCUUCUUCUUGAGAUAUGGGAUUGGGAUCGCACCUCCCGCAAUGACUUCAUGGGCUCCCUAUCAUUCGGGAUCUCGGAAGUAAUGAAGUCCCCAGCAGACGGAUGGUUCAAGCUGCUGACGGAGGAGGAAGGGGAGUUCUACAAUGUUCCCGUGCCGGAGGAAGGCGCCGACCUCGCGCAACUCAAGACCCAGAUGAAGGCGACUAACGUGGCGGCUCGCCGGCCGCCGCCACCGCCCGACCGCGAGGUGCCGCACAACAUGGCGGCCGCUGACGUUAUCCGCGCCUCAGAUUUCAACUUCAUCAUGGUGCUGGGCAAAGGAUCCUUCGGCAAGGUGAUGCUGGCGGAGCGGCGCGGCACGGACGAGCUGUAUGCAAUCAAGAUCCUAAAGAAGGACAUCAUCAUCCAGGAUGACGAUGUGGAGUGCACCAUGGUGGAGAAACGCGUGCUCGCGCUCAGCAGCAAACCACCUUUCCUCGUGCAGCUACAUUCCUGCUUUCAGACUAUGGAUCGACUUUACUUCGUGAUGGAGUACGUGAACGGCGGAGAUCUCAUGUUCCAGAUACAGCAGUGCGGCAAGUUCAAGGAACCCGUCGCUGUUUUUUACGCAGCGGAAAUCGCCAUCGGUCUAUUCUUCCUUCACUCCCGCGGGAUCGUGUACCGAGAUCUGAAACUGGACAAUGUAUUACUGGACCAGGACGGACACAUUAAGAUCGCAGAUUUCGGCAUGUGCAAGGAGGGCAUCACCGGCGACAAAACUACCAAGACCUUCUGCGGCACUCCUGAUUAUAUCGCGCCGGAGAUCAUCUUAUAUCAGCCGUAUGGCAAAUCUGUGGAUUGGUGGGCGUAUGGAGUGUUGUUGUAUGAAAUGCUGGUUGGCCAACCUCCGUUCGAUGGAGAAGAUGAAGAGGAACUGUUCGCCGCCAUCACAGAUAACAGCGUCUCUUACCCUAAGACUUUGAGUAAGGAGGCGAAGGACGCGUGCAAGUCGUUCCUGACGAAGAACCCUGCGAAGAGGCUGGGCUGUGCUCCGCGCGGGGACGAGGACGUCCGCACUCACGCCUUCUUCCGCCGCAUUGACUGGGCAAGGGUCGAGGCCCGCGACGUACAGCCGCCGUUCAAACCUAAAAUCAAACAUCGCAAGGACGUGUCCAACUUCGACAAGCAGUUCACACAGGAGAAGACGGAGCUGACGCCGACAGACAAACUGUUCAUGAUGAACCUCGACCAGACAGAGUUCAUGGGCUUCUCCUUCCUCAACCCUGAGUAUGUGCAGCAUGUCUGAGCACACGAAUGGAAAUUCUUUUCCCAGUGCUGGCUGCGACUUGGUUCUCUUCAUCUGUCGACUGUCUCUGUCACUCACACGACAGCACCUAUAUGCUGUCUCAUUCAUCAUAUUUCCUAUAUAGGUUAAUUUGAGACUGUCACCAUCUUUGACUAUUUGUUGAACUUAAAGAGGUUUAGAAGUCGUUUUAAGGAAGGUUUAAAGUUUGCUCAUUUCUUUAAUUUUUGGUUUUAUUUAUUACUCAUC
Molecule: messenger RNA, 2403 nt
Organism: Papilio machaon (common yellow swallowtail)
Lineage: Eukaryota; Metazoa; Arthropoda; Insecta; Lepidoptera; Papilionidae
Gene: Pkc53E
Product: protein kinase C, brain isozyme
Exons: 14
Coding region: 148-2157 (669 amino acids)
Biological process (GO): protein phosphorylation
Molecular function (GO): diacylglycerol-dependent serine/threonine kinase activity; ATP binding; zinc ion binding
Source: RefSeq, a predicted model, not a curated record